GCGGAGUACUGGGUGUGCUGGCAGGUGUAAGAACAGGUUGAACAGGUUGUGAAUGCCACUGUUUUAGGCCCUCCUCCUCCUUUUACCCACUUCUCUCUCCAGGACAACUGCUGGUUCAUUCUUACAUCUUGGAAGGUCAGCGGAGACAUUUUGGUGCACCUGUUUUCAUCUGACACAACGUAAAAAAUAAGAAAAACAACAGGAAAAUGAAGCCUUUAAAAAUCACAGCAAGCCUUCUCCUGCUUCUUCAAGCGUUUCACCUGGUAUGCCUGCAAAAUUCAACUGACUCUCCGGGACGCACAAUUGAUAAGGCCUGGCUGCGUCAGCUGCCCAGAAAUGAAGUCCAAAGUGAAAAUGCUGCAUCUAGUGGAGACAGCGGAUUUGAUCAGGGAACUGAUCAGGUAACAGCAUUCAACAAUGGCUUGAGCAGCGGAAUAGCAUCUGGCUUCAUGGCUGAAGAGGAGGAGAAUAUGACAAGCCAGGAUAAGAAUGCAAAAUCAAGUGAUUUCAGCACAAUCAUGCCCAAUGCAUUUGAAAAUGAAACAACUAAAGAACCAAAAUUGCCAGACACAGCCAUCUAUCUGAGAAAUGUGACCACAGAGUCUGCAAAUUCGAGCCAAACCAACAUGACAUACCCUGAAGAGGAGUUUAACUCAACUAUGACAGCAGACAAGACAACUAGCGCUAGAGGUCUCUCCAAUGACACUAACUUACAGUCCUCAACAACCACAGAAAAACCUGCAACAACAACAACCGUAACACCUGAGGAAGAUGAAAGAUUCAGAAACCUGACAGAAAAUACCAACACAUCUGUGACAACCACAGCAGCACCUCAGAUGAACGGGUCAGCCACUAUAACCACAGCAGCACCUCAGAUGAACGGGUCAACCACUAUAACCACAGCAGCACCGGAGAUGAACGGGUCAACCACUAUAACCACAGCAGCACCGGAGAUGAACGGGUCAACCACUAUAACCACAGCAGCACCUCAGAUGAAUGGGUCAACCACUAUAACCACAGCAGCACCGGAGAUACAGGGGUCAACCACCAAAUUUUCAACGACAACUGAGCCACCAUCUGAAACCACUCAAACAAGAUCUGAAACCACCACCACUGCAGUUUUAGACACACCAUAUUCGGCUAACAAGAAAAUUGCAAUCGGCUCGGAUCGGGGUUCGGUGACAGACACAGGUAUGGCAGACUCCGAAACAUAUUUCAGACCUGAAAAAUUAAUUCUUAUGUAUGCGCCUUUGUAGUAACUAGUUUAAUACUUAUUCAGGAAUGGAUAGUUAGGUAGAAAGCAAAAAUAAAUUCCAGAAAAUCACAUUAAAGAUAAAGUUUUAGGUUUUCAGUACACUUUUGACAUACUUAGUCUGUGACAAGUAGAUUUAGGUUGGAUUCCUUAAAUAAAACUAUAAAAAGAAACUCAGACCACAAAAAUUAAAAACAAAAGUUUCAUAAACUUAAGCAUUACAAAUAUUUAAUAUGUGUUGUGAAAAAAGUAUUUGCCCCUUACAAAUUUCUUCUUCUCUUGCUCUGUACUUGCAAUGUUUCAGAUCAAAAAGAAGUUUUCAAGUGGUAAUUCUUAUCGGAAAUAUAUCCCAGACCUGGCCCUAUGUGGAUAAACAAAAAUCACAAUUUUCCCCCAUAAUAACUGGUUUUGCACUCUAUCAAGCAUUUGCAAUCAAUGACAGUGAGACCUGCUUAGUUUGGAUGCUGAUAUUGGUUCCUUUGCAUAAUUUUGGAUUUAUCACUGACACACUAGUGCAUAAAAUUUGGUACUAAUGGGAAAAUUAAUGACUUUUCCAUAUUUGAGGAAAGUGUGAAUAAAGCCUGCUUUGUAAAAGUUUCUAGAUACAGAUACUUUGCUUAUCUUCUGUUUUUUCAAAUUUCUUUUAACUAUGUCAUUAUAUAUUAGUUUUUUUAGAUUAUAUAGCCUACUUUAUGAUAUCCAAUUGGUUCUAUGUAAGUGUUGUCUUAAAUUCACCUAAUUGACAGUGGCUGUUAAUUCUUCUAUGGGGUGGGUUUAGGAAGUUUUUCCAUAUGAAAACAUAGAAUGAAACUUGGUUUUUGUUUUUACUUAGGUCAUGCCUAUCUGACAUUGGAAAUGUAUUAUCAGAAAUGCGAGAGAAAAAAAAGGAAAACAAAUCCGUGAGAGUUCAAAUACUCUCCACAACACUUACAGUGUGAAGCAGUACAGAAGAUUGGGUUGAGUUACAUGGAUUGUGAAACAUUUUUGUUGUGAUCAACCCCAUGAUGCUCUUACUGUAUUUUUUUUUUUUAAAUUGCAGUUGUUUUUAAUUUCAUGUUGGGGGAUAGUUCACUAGUUUGCCUGACAGAAAUCCUGCUUUUUUCCUCAAAAGAGAGUAUUCAUAUAUAUUUAACACAUCCUGAUUACAAGAAUGACAUCUUUUAAACUUUUUAUAAGGCAAACACUAAUUUGUGAGAGAAACUAGCACAGAAUCUUUAAUGUAUUCUGUGAGAUUUGCUCCUUAUAAGCACAUUUAUCACGGUUGCAUGUUAACACACUGGGUAUUUCCGCCCUUUUCCUGACCCACAUUUGGCUCCAUCUCUUUUCCCACUGGCAAAGGACAAAUGCUCGUUCUUUCAAAGGCAAAGGUUGGAUUGAGUUUCACGUUUUAUCGAUGGAGCCUCUGAGGGAGAAAGGGUCUGUUACAGCUCCCCUCUCAGCAGGACAAUGAGACCCUGUUUUAGCUGCAAAAACAGCCUGAAAAAAGGCAGCAGAGGCCUGAAUUUAAAGAUGCCUUUCGCUUAAUGCAGGAGCGUGAGACUAGCUUUGUGGUGUCGACCUCCAGAUUUUGAAGAUUUGGGAGUGGGAAAGGCUGCAUGUCAUACACAUUUGUGCAAUUCAAUCUGAGAUUCUGUUGUUUUUUUCUGUUAAACCACCCGGAAAGGUACAUGUGGGCAAGCUCAGUGAGAACAAAAUGGCAGAUAAAGAGUAGGCACAGGGUUGGAUUUUAAAUAAAACUCACAUCCCAUGGACAGAUGUGACAGCAAGACAUAACACUAACAAAUGAUGGCAAUAAACAGUAGGAAAACAGUUGUGAAACUGUGGGCGAGCCACAAGCAGAAGAAAAAGAAAAAAAAAAAGAAAAGAUUCUCCACAGUUACCAUGACAGGCACAGCAUGCUCACAGACAACAUACAAUGACUCCCACCACGUUCUGGAGAUAAACAGCAUCUAUAAAUAUGCAGCUAGUAUAAUACUUUGCUUUCUCUGACCUCAAUAAAUGGAAACACCCACUCAGUCCUUGAUGUUUGAUUUCACUUGGCCACAGUGAAUAUUACAGUGGUACAGUAUGUCAGUUAUGACUUACACUUACUUGAUUUAUACACCUUUAGUGAUCUCACUUUGCUCAUUCACUCAAUUUAAUCCCACGUGCUUCACAAUAUUUUUCAAACAAGUGAAUGCAAGUUUAGAUUAUUUGAUUUUAUUUCUAGGCUAGGAAAACAACAUUUGAACUCUGACAAAUACAAAGUUGUUUGGUUCAUUUCAUUGUUUAAUGCAACAACCAUUCCAAACAAAACCUCAGCAUAUUUCUCUAUAUAAUUGCUCUGAUUAUUAGAUAUUAAUAGUUUACAGACGCAAGUUUAUGCUGCUAGUAUAUAAGACAAACCUAAUUAGAUUACUUUUAAUUAAUAUGUGUGAAUUAA
Molecule: messenger RNA, 3674 nt
Organism: Gambusia affinis (western mosquitofish)
Lineage: Eukaryota; Metazoa; Chordata; Actinopteri; Cyprinodontiformes; Poeciliidae
Product: haze protective factor 1-like
Exons: 2
Coding region: 207-1256 (349 amino acids)
Source: RefSeq, a predicted model, not a curated record